Messenger RNA from Emys orbicularis (European pond turtle), 1173 nucleotides. RefSeq names its product fibronectin type III and ankyrin repeat domains 1 (gene FANK1). The record is from RefSeq and is a predicted model, not a curated record. Gene Ontology annotation, cellular component: nucleus. Gene Ontology annotation, biological process: regulation of apoptotic process. Bases 1 to 1173 code for a protein of 390 amino acids. The transcript has 12 exons. Gene Ontology annotation, molecular function: protein binding. NCBI's taxonomy places the organism in Eukaryota, Metazoa, Chordata, Testudines, Emydidae.
AUGAAACCCAAGUCCUUGUCUCCUAUCCCAAAACCACAUCCUCCAGUUGUAGGUGAGGUGACCCACCACAGCAUUCAACUCUCUUGGGAUUUGGAAAAUACAGCACAAAGAAAAGGACCUCAAGAGCAAUGGCUAAAGAUGUCAAUUGAAGAAGAGGACCCCAGAUUACAUACCUAUGGUACCAUUUAUACGGGCUAUGCUAGACAACAUGUCAUAGAAGGUCUUCAGCCAAGAACGACCUACAGAUUUCGACUAAAGAUCACUAGUCCUACAGGGGAGUGUGCUUAUAGUCCAGCUGUCUCAGUAUCCACUACAAGAGAGCCGAUGAGCGGAGAGCAACUUCAUCGAGCUGUCAGUAUGAAUGAUGUAGAGGCAGUUCUUAAAAUUCUUCAGGGAGGACAUGUGAAGGUGGAUGUUCCUGAUAAACUAGGCUUUACUGCUCUGAUGGUUGCUUCGCAGAAAGGAUAUGAUAGGCUUGCGAAAAUAUUGGUACAGAAUGGAACAGAUGUAAAUCAGAAGAAUGGAAGUGGAAAGGACAGCCUAAUGUUAGCUUGUUUUGCUGGUCACCUGGAUAUUAUUAAAUACCUCAGAGAACAAGGAGCUUCUUGGGAAGUCAGAGAUCUGGGAGGUUGUACAGCUUUGCACUGGGCUGUGGAUGGAGGACAUUGUGAGGUUAUUGAAUGGAUGAUUAAUGAUGGCUGUCAGGUAGAUACUAAAGAUACAUGCUUAGAAUGGACACCAUUGAUGAGAGUUUCUGCAGUAACAGGGAAUAAGGAUGUGGCAUCUCUUUUAAUUGAAGCAGGAGCAGAUGUGAAUAUGAAAGAUAAAGAUGGCAAAACACCUUUAAUGGUGGCAGUAUUAAAUAACCAUGAAGAGUUGAUUCAGUUGCUGCUGGAUAAAGGAGCAGAUGCUACUGUUAAAAAUGAGUAUGGCAAAGGUCUUCUAGAAAUGGCUAGAGGUUUUCACAGACACAGCGUGGUCACCUUGUUAGAAGAAAAUAAGAGAAAAUUAAAUGAGAACACCAGUUUUCCUCCACCAGUUCUUGGCUCACAGGCACGUGAGAAGCCAAAUCUUCUUUUUAAUCAGAAAAGCAUUCCUAGUACUUUCCAGGGCAAAGAUAAUGUCUGCAGUGAAAAUUCUGUUCUCUUAAUCCAGCCUUUCAAAAAACUGUAA